AUGGAUAUUUAUCAUGGUUUCAUUAUUUGGAUUCUUAUGGUUACAUUUAAAGGGGUGAGGACAAUUCAUCCAGAAUGUUCUAUAGUACUGCAUCUACAAGAAAAAGAAGCUGAAUGUCGGCUCAAAAUACAAACCAGUUUAAUGCAGUUUUUGUUCAACUCUAAUGAUACUGAUACAGGUUGUCUUAUUGAGUGGGAUGGUGUGAACUGCUGGCCUGCAGUCAGUGUUGGAGAGAGUGUCUCCGUGUCUUGCCCACCUCCUUUCCUGAAGUCCCAUGAGCACAUCAUCACCCGCACCUGCACUAUUCAGGGCUGGAGCAGACAGAGUGUGCCUUAUUACACUGCCUGCUUUCAAGACAACAGCACAGAACAGGAAGACACUGCUGGACAAAGACGAGAGUUUUUCGCCACGGUAAAGUUGAUGUACACAGUUGGCUAUGGAGUGUCCAUUGGCUCUCUCUGCAUUGCAGUCUUCAUCUUCUGUAUCUUUAGGAAGCUGUUGUGUACACGGACCUACAUCCACCUCAACCUCUUCUCUACAUUUAUCCUGAGAGCUCUGGCUGUAUUUGUAAAAGAUGCUGUGUUAUUCGCAGAUGAGACUGUCAAUCACUGUACCGUCUCUACGAUUUUAUGUAAGGCUGCAGUGGCAUUCUUCCAGUACUGCGUGCUAGCAAAUUUCUGUUGGCUACUGGUGGAGGGACUUUAUCUUCACACACUGCUAGUUUUCACCUUUGCCCUCAAGAGGACAUUCUUCUGGUGGUAUACUCUUAUUGGCUGGGGAACUCCAUCUGUCACAGUAAUCAUCUGGACUUUCCUGAAACAUAAAUAUGAAAAUCAGGGGUGCUGGGAUGACUUGGACAGUGGCUACUGGUGGAUAAUCAAAAUUCCCAUUCUGACUUCUGUAUUGGUGAAUUUUUUGGUGUUUGUUAAUAUAAGCAGGAUUAUUGUUGUGAAGACAAAAACCCCAGAAUCAAAUGGAGGAGACAGGCAACUUUACAGACGACUGGCUAAGUCAACUCUUCUGCUCAUCCCUCUUUUCGGAGUUCACUACAUUGUGUUUGCACUGUUUCCCGAGCAUGUGGGUCUGGAGGCGAGGCUCUUCUUUGAACUUGUGCUAGGCUCCUUCCAGGGAUUCGUUGUGGCAUUGUUAUACUGCUUUUUGAACAGUGAGGUUCAGAAUGAGAUAAGCAAAGUGAUUGCAAAAUACAAGUCCCGAACUGAAAACAGCACUUUCCAAAUGGCAACCCAAGACUUCACAGCAUAA
This is a messenger RNA of Xyrauchen texanus (razorback sucker), 1263 nucleotides long. It is a transcript of the gene ghrhr2, whose product is annotated as growth hormone releasing hormone receptor 2. The coding region runs from base 1 to 1263 and encodes 420 amino acids. Lineage: Eukaryota; Metazoa; Chordata; Actinopteri; Cypriniformes; Catostomidae. Gene Ontology annotation, molecular function: G protein-coupled peptide receptor activity; peptide hormone binding. The transcript has 13 exons. The record is from RefSeq and is a predicted model, not a curated record. Gene Ontology annotation, cellular component: plasma membrane. Gene Ontology annotation, biological process: cell surface receptor signaling pathway; adenylate cyclase-modulating G protein-coupled receptor signaling pathway.